AGGGGCUCCGUAGUAACACUAUCAGCCAAACCCUUUGAUAAACUUUCGUUUUGCUCCUUUCGUUUUGACUACGUUUUCGUUUUGACGACUUCGUUUUGACUAUAAAGGUUGGGUUCUUUUCUUGCUGGAUCACCGUUUAUGAUAAACCAUGUGAUGCAUGUCAGCCUGCCCUCUGGUUUAAUGGGCUAGUGGAGAUAACAGUUCACUAUAUAAACCCAGGAGUCUGAUACAUCACCAAAAGCUUCCAGAAGAGCAACAGAGAACAUGUCUACAUACGCCCAGGAGGCCAAGGAUGAUCUACCAUACAUAAACAACUACAAGGACAAGAUUAUCAGGGUUUCGAACAAUUGUAAUGUGCAGCCUUCUGUCGUGGCUGGCAUCAUCUCCAGAGAGACACGCGGAGGCAGAGGGGCAGGUCUUGAUUCCCAUGGCUAUGGAGACAAUGGGAACGGCUAUGGACUAAUGCAGGUUGACAAACGCUACCACACGCUUCAGGGUGCGUGGGACAGCCAGACCAAUAUUGAGCAAGGAAUUGGGAUUCUACAAUACUUCCUCUCAGACUUUGAUAACAAGUGUCCUAGUUGGAGCCGUGUGCAGAAGCUGAAAGGAGCGCUGGCUGCCUACAACAAGGGUACAGAAAAAAUGGAUUACAACAACGUGGACGGUCACACUACUUGGGGGAACUACUCCACUGAUGUCCUUGCCAGGGCCGAGUUCUUUAAGAGGAAUGGGUAUUAACUCUGAGAGCUGCCCCACUUCUCAGUUAAGAUAUCGGUCAAUCACUGAUUGAUUGAUAUCUGUGUCUCUUAAAAUCCUUUAUCAUUUUAUAAAUUGAAUUUUCAUAAAGUGGACAAAUGCAUGUCUGCAGCAAAGUAACUACAAUGUAUGAUAUGGUGACUGUUAUUUGCAGCGUGUAUCUGUGCAUCAAUAAAGCUAACAGUCCAGUAUACAUAA
Messenger RNA from Hypomesus transpacificus, 954 nucleotides. RefSeq names its product lysozyme g-like. NCBI's taxonomy places the organism in Eukaryota, Metazoa, Chordata, Actinopteri, Osmeriformes, Osmeridae. Gene Ontology annotation, molecular function: lysozyme activity. Bases 265 to 738 code for a protein of 157 amino acids. The record is from RefSeq and is a predicted model, not a curated record. Gene Ontology annotation, biological process: peptidoglycan catabolic process. The transcript has 4 exons.